Messenger RNA from Symbiodinium necroappetens, 1503 nucleotides. Lineage: Eukaryota; Dinophyceae; Suessiales; Symbiodiniaceae. The record is from the annotation of a GenBank genome assembly.
AUGGAGGUUUUCCACGAGUAUGUCGCGGUUGUGAAGGACUUUGCCUUUCCAAUUGCCGGCAUGUUGCUAGUCCUGUACCCUGCUGCUUUGAUGGCCUGGACAAUCGUUGAGGGUACCAACUCGAAGAAGGAGCGAGAUGAGUCAACCUGCCAGGAGCAGGUUGGCAAGCUCAAGGAGGAGUUCCAGAAGCCGCAGAAGCUCGAAAAGACACGGGAAGGAGUCACCUGGACUCAUGCAGCCAAGUGUUUCAAGAGGCGAAACAGCAGCCUGGUUACUGCCUGCGGUAUUGCAGUCGUCAUCGCCCUUGUGGCAUCCAGACAAUUAAUUUCUUGCUUCGUUUCCAUGCCGGUGAUGAAACCCACUCCGCCUCAGAUGGGACAGGAGGGACACCCUCAUCUGGGCACAGCCUGGCUUGCGAUGGACUGCAAGCCCAUCGUAGCAGCCUUUUCUGCCGCAGCUGCCGCCGGACUGGCUGUUAGGCGGCUCUCUCUUCCGCGUCCGUGCCAGGCAUGGGCCCUUGGUCAGCGAGGUCGCGCCACUCAGCGCUGUGCGACCUUCGCAAAGUCAACAGACGUUACCCAGCCGUGCUUGUUCGAUCGACAACUUUCGGGGCCGUGGACCGCUGCAGAAGCACCAAAAGCGCCUGAGGAGACACACAGCAGCCCUGACGAUCAGCCAUCUCUGUGGCACGAUGUCGACCUUUAUGUCAAGUCGUGGCUGGAUGAGCCCACAUCACUCCUGCGUUACGUCAAUGAAAUGCCAAUGGGCACCCUCCGAAAGUAUGAGGUACAGCCCGAUGCUCCAAACAAUGUGAUUGAGGAGGAUUUAAAGGGCUCCAAGAAACUGGCGGCUUUUGGGAAGCCGGUCCCUUUCAACUACGGCUGCUUCCCGCAGACGUAUCGGGAUCCAGAGAAGGCUGACGACCUCUACCAGGCCCCAGGUGAUGAUGAUCCGUUGGAUGUGAUUGACCUCUCUGACACUCCAACGGAGGUUGGCACGAUUGUCCGCUGCCGUGUGCUCGGUGCCGUCUGCUUGAUCGAUGAAGGCCAGGCAGAUUGGAAGGUGAUGGUUGUGAACGUGGACUCGAAGAGUGCUCUCGCCAAUGCCUACACCAUUGAGGACGUAGAACGCAUUUCGCCCGGGCGCAUCCAGUCUUGCUGGACCUGGAUGGAUGAGCUCAAGAGUGGUGGGGGCAAAGGGAAUGCCAAACUCCAUCGUGAGAUUCACGACGCCAACCGAGCGUUGAAGUUGAUUGCCCAGGACCACGACUCUUGGAACAAGCUUGUGAGCUCUGCCGGACCUGAUGGUACUGCCCGUGGUCAUUGGAUUUGCUCGCCUCAAAGCGAAGCUGAGACGAGAGCGCAGGUGUUGAAGCUUGGAUGGGCGCCUCCCUGUGUUGUGCCCGGACAACAGGUGCGCUCUCCCUGCAUGCUGGCGGGGGUGGCGCGUGUGUCUGUGCUCGCCAGGGCGGCUCGAGCUGUUCAGCUGGCGCGCACACAGUGA